Molecule: messenger RNA, 345 nt
Organism: Knipowitschia caucasica
Lineage: Eukaryota; Metazoa; Chordata; Actinopteri; Gobiiformes; Gobiidae
Source: the annotation of a GenBank genome assembly
AUGCAGACAGCAGCAGAGCGUCCUGCUGGAGUGUCCCACACCGCAGGAGGGCAGAGGCAAGUGUGGGUGGGGGGCAGCAGCAUUGGGCUUAUGGGCUCCUUUCUCCUCGCAAUGAGCUGCAACUCGUACAACACCGGUGAUGAGACAGAGCGGGUCAUAGGAUGUGAGGCGAACAGCUCGGACCAGCGCACCUGUCAUCUCCGCUCGCCGUACUCCGUGGCCAGAUACGACAACUACUUCUGCCACCACUUCUACCACCUCUCUUCUUAUGUCCUCGCAUCCCUGUGGCCCUGUAAAGCCGAGCUGCUCAUCUGUGAUUCCACAAUGGGAGCCAAGUCUCACUAG